Messenger RNA from Misgurnus anguillicaudatus (oriental weatherfish), 2195 nucleotides. RefSeq names its product prostaglandin-endoperoxide synthase 2a (gene ptgs2a). Gene Ontology annotation, cellular component: cytoplasm; neuron projection. Lineage: Eukaryota; Metazoa; Chordata; Actinopteri; Cypriniformes; Cobitidae. Gene Ontology annotation, biological process: response to oxidative stress; cyclooxygenase pathway. Gene Ontology annotation, molecular function: oxidoreductase activity, acting on single donors with incorporation of molecular oxygen, incorporation of two atoms of oxygen; peroxidase activity; prostaglandin-endoperoxide synthase activity. The record is from RefSeq and is a predicted model, not a curated record.
AAAAUCCAUCAAGGCUUAGAUUUUCGGAGAUCCUUCAAAGCACACAGCUCUGCUCUGCCUUGUAAUAAGAAACACUGCAGAUAAAACUUCUGGAAUGCAUAGAGUGAUUUUCCUGGUCCUACUUUCAAGCUGUUGGAUCUUUUCCUGUGAAGGAUAUGACCCUUGCUGUGCAGAACCUUGCCAAAACCAGGGUGUUUGUCUAUCCAAAGGUGCCGAUGCUUAUGAAUGUGACUGUACCAGGACAGGAUAUUACGGCGUAAACUGCACUUCUCCUGAACUGCUGACAUGGAUCAAAUUGACUCUGAAACCAGCUCCAAGCACAUUGCAUUACAUCCUAACACAUUAUAAAUGGAUUUGGGAUCUGAUCAACAAAAUUUCUUAUUUGAGAAAUUCCAUAAUGGCCUAUGUCCUGACAUCAAGAGCACAUUUGAUCGACAGUCCACCAACUUACAAUGCAGAAUAUGGCUACAAAAGCUGGGAAGCAUAUUCCAACCUGUCCUACUACACGCGCACUCUUCCGCCAUUGUCCAGGAACUGUCCUACACCUGAUCUCCCCAAUCCAAAGCAGGUUGUGGAGAAAGUGCUGUUAAGAAAACAGUUCAUCCCUGAUCCGCAAGGGACCAGUCUUAUGUUUGCCUUCUUCGCCCAGCAUUUCACUCACCAGUUCUUCAAAACCGACUUUAAAAAAGGACCAGCAUUCACAAAAGCCCUAGGCCAUGGAGUGGAUUUAAGUCAUAUUUAUGGAGAAACACUGGAAAAACAACACAAACUUCGUCUGUUUAAAGAUGGCAAGCUGAAGUAUCAGAUUGUGGAUGGUGAGGUAUACCCUCCUCUGGUGAAAGAUGUCCAGGUGGAGAUGCACUACCCUCCUCAUAUCCCAGAAGAUCAGAAAUUCGCUGUUGGCCAUGAAGUCUUCGGUCUGGUUCCAGGUUUGAUGAUGUACGCUACCAUUUGGCUGCGCGAACACAAUCGUGUCUGUGAUGUCAUGAGGCAAGAACAUCCCGACUGGGACGAUGAAAGAAUCUUUCAGACCACCCGUCUUAUCCUCAUCGGUGAGACCAUCAAAAUUGUGAUCGAGGACUAUGUUCAGCAUCUGAGCGGCUACCACUUCAAGCUCAAGUUUGACCCAGAGCUUCUCUUCAAUCAACGCUUCCAGUACCAGAAUCGCAUCGCAUCUGAGUUUAACACUUUAUAUCACUGGCACCCACUGAUGCCCGACAACUUCAACAUCCAGGAUGAGGUCUACGGCUACCACCAGUUCGUAUUUAACAACUCCAUAGUGACAGAACACGGCAUACGCAACAUGGUGGAGUCCUUCAGCAAACAGAGAGCUGGAAGGGUCGCUGGUGGACGCAACCUGCCAGCCGCGGUCCAGGGAGUGGCUGUUAAAGCUUUAGAACAUUCCAGAGAGAUGCGUUACCAGUCUUUCAAUGCCUAUAGGAAGCGCUUCAACAUGAAGCCCUACAUGUCCUUUGAGGAAAUGACAGGAGACAAGGAGCUAGCAGCUGAUCUAAAGAGCCUGUAUGGCGAUGUAAAUGCAGUUGAGCUGUAUACUGGUCUUCUUAUUGAGAAGCCCAGACCCAACUCUGUCUUUGGGGAGACUAUGGUGGAGAUGGGAGCCCCCUACUCUCUGAAAGGCCUCAUGGGAAAUGCUAUUUGUUCUCCUGAAUACUGGAUGCCAAGCACAUUUGGUGGGAAAGUUGGAUUUGACAUUGUUAACAGUGCAUCACUAAAGAAGCUGGUGUGCUCGAACAUCAAAGGUCCCUGUCCAGUGGUGUCCUUUCAGGUGCCCGAAGUAAAAUAUCAAAAUGUAGAAAAAGUUAAUUUAAGCUCAGUGCACUCCACACAAAAUAAUAUAAACCCAACUGUUGUCUUGAGAGAGAGAAGUUCAGAGCUUUAAAUGCACAUCAGCAUUAUGCUUGUAAGGCUUGAGUAUUUUUACUUGAUAUUUAAAGGUGCAGUGUGGGACAUUGAGAUUGUGAAUUGCAACCAACGGCUAAGUCCAGAGCCCCCCCCCCCCAUGUAUGUGAUAUUGCACAAGUCCCACAUGGCACCUUUAAGUUUUUAUUUAUUAGUUUAUUUAUUUAAAUAAUUUAUUUGAAUAAUUUAUAAUUUAUGUGUGAUUUGUACUGAUUGUUUUUUAUAUACGUUUUAUUGUGAUGUACUGUUUGUAUCUAUGUCUGACAAACUUUAAC